AUGCCUCCCAAGAAGGUUACCAGCGCGAAGAAGUCCGCGCCUGCUCCUCACACUUCCUACCGUGCUGAAGGAACGCAAUGCCGUCAGGCGAUCAAGAAAUAUGUUCAGUCGAACAACAAGCUUAACGUCUCUUCUCUGAGCACCUUUGAUGCCCAGUUCAACAAGGCUAUCAAGUCUGGCGUUGAAAAGGAGGAGUUCACUCAGCCCAAGGGCCCAUCUGGACCCUUGAAGCUUUUCAAGAAGGAAGCUCCUGUCAAGGCUGCCGCUAAGCCAGCCGCAAAGCCCGCCACCAAGCCCGCUGCUAAGACUGCUGCUAAGACUGCUUCCAAGCCCGCUGCUGCUAAGAAGGCGGCUCCCAAGAAGGCUGUCGCAAAGACCACAGCUAAGUCUACCGCGGCCGCGGCCAAAAAGGCCGUCCCGAAGAAGCCUGUCGGCAGGCCCCCUGGUAAGGCUGCUAAGACUGCCAGCAAGCCUAAGGCCAACUCGGGCAAGGUCCGCAAGACCACUACCGCUGCUCCUGCCAUUGUUGAGCAGCCCAAGAUUUUGAGCAAGACCAAGUCUGGCCGUGUCAUCAAGACCACUGCUCCCCCGCCCAAGGCAGCUCGGGCCGCUCCCAAGAAGCGAACCAUCAAGAAAUAG
This is a messenger RNA of Penicillium salamii, 639 nucleotides long. The record is from the annotation of a GenBank genome assembly. NCBI's taxonomy places the organism in Eukaryota, Fungi, Ascomycota, Eurotiomycetes, Eurotiales, Aspergillaceae.